AUGUCCGUCCUGGAAACCUUCCCUUUUCGCCCUUCUGAAAUGCCUUUCAAACGCUGUGUGAGUGAUUUCACUGCUAUGACUUCCAUUUUGUGCUUUAUUAAAGGUGCUGUUAGAAUCCCAACCGUUUCCGUAUCUCCAGAGGAAUUAAAUACAACUGCCAUGGCAGAGUUUGGGAAUUAUAUUAAGGAAGUUUUUCCUACUGUCUUUUCUUCAAAGUUCAUUCAACAUGAAGUCGUUGGCUCAUACAGCCAUCUCUUCACCGUGCAGGGCUCCCGCCCUGACAUGAUGCCCUAUAUGCUGCUCGCACAUAUGGAUGUUGUGCCCGCGACCCCCGAUGGCUGGGAUGUCCCCCCCUUCUCCGCUGUGGAACGCGAAGGUUUCAUCUAUGGACGAGGAACACUGGAUAACAAAAACUCAGCUAUAGGUAUUCUGCAAGCUCUAGAAUUUCUGCUAAGGAGAAACUAUAGACCCCGCAGAUCUUUCUAUGUUGGCAUUGGACACGAUGAAGAGGUGUUUGGUCGAAAAGGAGCAAAGAAGAUGGCAGCUCUGUUGGAAGCCAGAGGAGUGAAACUCUCCUUCUUGUUAGAUGAGGGAAGUGGUGUCCUAGAUGGCAUCAUUGCAGGAAUGAAGAAGCCAGUCGCUCUAAUAGGUAUCACAGAGAAGGGUUCAAUAACGCUGAACUUCACUGUGGAAAAAGAGCCAGGACAUUCCUCCUUUCCUCCUAAGGAGACGAGCAUUGGCAUUCUCGCAGCAGCAAUGUCCAGGCUGGAGCAGAAUCCCAUGCCCAAUAUGUUUGGCUAUGGGCCUGAACUCCUGACUAUGGAGCACCUUGCUUCAGAGUUCAGUUUUCCUCUCAAUCUUGUCAUGUCCAAUCUAUGGCUGUUUUCACCUAUUGUCAGCAGAAUUCUUUCCUGGACACCUUCCACCAAUGCUUUGAUUCGAACUACUACAGCAGUCACAAUGUUUAACGCGGGCGUCAAGAUCAAUGUUGUCCCAUCUUCUGCAAAAGCAACCGCCAACUUCCGCAUCCAUUCUGCAGAAAAGGCCACUGAGGUACUAGAGACAGUUAGAAACACUAUUGCUGAUGACAGAGUGAAGAUUGAUGUAAUAGAGGCCUUUGACCCGCUCCCCAUCAGCCCUUGGGAUGAUCAGGCAUUUGGAGUCCAUGUUUUUCAAAGAACCAUCCUGGAUAUUUUCCCAAAUGUUGACAGUGUGGUCCCAGGCACGUGUGUUGGAAACACAGACAGCAGGCAUUUCACGAACGUCACAAAUGCCAUUUAUCGAUUUAACCCAGUGCUCUUGAAAUCAGAUGAUCUUCCCAGGAUCCAUGGGUUGAAUGAGAGAAUCUCUGUGGAGGGUUAUGAAAAACAGGUGGAGUUUCUCUUUCACCUGAUUCAGAACUGUGAUAUUGAAAAGCUGCCGGAGCCUCACGCCAACUCCCAUGAGCUGUGAGGGCACCGGCGAGGAGCAGCUACCGAGGGGGAUGCUGGCGUGGCAGGGGUCUGCCUGUAGGUUGCGGUGGUCAUAUGAGCUGUGCCUGCAAUGUGAUUAUUGGAAAUCAUGGUUUACUUUCAGAUGGAAAAACUGCUGGUUGUUGCUUUUGAUUCAGUUCCGUAGUUUGCUGGAGGGUGAUAAGAAUCUGGACAACCACAACAAAAAACCCUGAUUUCUGUUCUUCUCUGUCCUCAUGCAGACACCAAUCUGAUGAUACUACAUCUUUUUCACACUUUUCCUGAAAUCCUGAAGCCUUUCAAAUUGGUAGUCACUUACAAAUCUCAGCUGUAAUUCUCAGCCACUCAUCCAUCUGUAAAAGAGCUAACCUCACCAUGUGUGCUUUUUACGAACCCCUCCUAUACGGAAAAUCUGAUUUUUCACAAGGAAUAUCACUAACAGAAGCUUGUGUGGGAGGUCUUCAGCAUGGUGCUGGUUUGGUGGGCUUGGGCAGCACGGGGCUGGGCCUGCUGCACUGCUGCUUUGGACGGGCUUUUUUCCCAAAUGCUGCUUUCAACCAGUGUCAGUGUUAUUUAGGUACUGCUAAUUCAUGCACUGAUUUUUAACUCCAGUUUAAAACCCUGGGCUCCAGCAGGACUGGUCAUAUUGCUUUAACUCUGAUGUUGCCCUGAUUUCAAAGGUGCUAAAUCUGCCGUUAACCUAUUUUCUCUUUUCAGUGACUUUCCCCCCUUGUUCUUUCUUUAAUAAGACCCAGAAUAUUUUGUGCAGCUGCGUGUCAGACCAAGGAACUGCAGUUUUAAAUAGGAAACUCCAUCAGUAUUGUCUGCUCCUAUAUAUUUUCUGCACUGAAUCAGUUUCUGUGUAGCAUGGAUUUCUGUUUUAUCCUCUUUUUGAUUCCAAAGAAUGGUGACGCCUUCCAGGUUCUCCCAGCUCAGUGGGAGCAGGGAGCCUCCUCUGUUCCCUCCUGGCCUCACUAGCACUUCUCACUUUACCCUGGCCCCUUUUUUUUUCUUGAUUUAGCUUUUUGGGAAUCCGAAUGUGAACAGGCCAUAGACAUUGACCCUGUCCCAUCUGCUCUUGCACUUCCUGCGCUAGCAUGACUAGCUCUUUAACACUAAUUAAGCACUUGUCUUUUGGCCUAGUUAUUAAUUAAACAAGGAAGGAAUUAAGAAUCAGCUGUUAGCCAAAGUACAGACAAGGAUGAGAAACACUUGGUUGCACUGACGUGGAUUCUCUGUGCUAUGGGAACCCACCAAGUAUCCUCCUGUUGCACUGUUCCAGAGAUGCUUGUUCCUUUUUCAGAGUGUGAAUUAUGUGCUGGAGUCGGUGGUUUUUCUGAUCUGUGCACACAUUGUAAAAUGUACAUGAAAUACCCUGAAAUGUCUCUUGAAAAGGGGAUGGAACU
Molecule: messenger RNA, 2857 nt
Organism: Nothoprocta perdicaria
Lineage: Eukaryota; Metazoa; Chordata; Aves; Tinamiformes; Tinamidae
Gene: PM20D1
Product: peptidase M20 domain containing 1
Biological process (GO): amino acid metabolic process
Molecular function (GO): hydrolase activity, acting on carbon-nitrogen (but not peptide) bonds, in linear amides
Source: RefSeq, a predicted model, not a curated record